Messenger RNA from Aphis gossypii (cotton aphid), 603 nucleotides. RefSeq lists its product as uncharacterized. Lineage: Eukaryota; Metazoa; Arthropoda; Insecta; Hemiptera; Aphididae. Gene Ontology annotation, biological process: telomere maintenance; DNA repair. Bases 1 to 603 code for a protein of 200 amino acids. The transcript has a single exon. Gene Ontology annotation, molecular function: DNA helicase activity. The record is from RefSeq and is a predicted model, not a curated record.
AUGGGAAAAUUGUUAAUGCAAUGCAAGCUCAUUGUUUGGGAUGAGUGCACAAUGGCACAUAAGAAAUCACUUGAAGCACUUAACUUCACACUGAAGGAUCUUCGGAGAAAUAACAACAUCUUUGGCGGCUUGAUGAUAUUGUUGGCAGGCGAUUUCAGGCAGACGUUGCCAGUAGUUCCCCGUGGAACGCCUGCAGAUGAAUUGAAUGCUUGCCUAAAGGCAUCACCUUUAUGGAAUAACGUAAAAACAUUAUCGCUAACCACUAAUAUGAGAGUUCAACUUCAAAAUGAUCAAAGUGCUGCACAAUUUUCCAAACAAUUGUUAGAUCUUGGAAAUGGAAAAGUCCCAGUUGAUGCGACAUCUGGAUUAAUUACUCUUACCAACGACUUUUGCCGAUUCGUAGACACUCAAUUAGUUCUUAUUGAAAAUGUUUUCCCAAACAUUAGUGAGAAUUAUAAGAAUUAUGCUUGGUUACGUCAACGAGCAAUUCUUGCAGCAAAGAAUAAUGAUGUCCACGCACUGAAUUUCACCAUUCAAUCAAAAAUUGCUGGCGAUUUGGUGACAUACAAAUCCGUUGAUUCAAUAACAAAUCCGAUGAUGUAG